ACAAGUCCCAUGGUUGAAGGAGCAAGACGUGGAUGGAAAAGCGCCUUGCGCGGCACACGUGGAUGGGGAUAUAUGUGGCAACCUGUUGAUAACGGAUUUAUGACAACGGAUAACUUUGUAGGAGUACAAUUACAAAAGUGACAAGAGACACAUUAUUGAAAGAAGAUCUUGUUCUUGCCGACGGCGAAGACAGAGUAAUAGGCUACUGCAUUCCCAUGGAAUUCAAACUUUUAGGAUAGUGGUAACAAAUGUGCUAACUUUUAUCUAGUAACGCUUAGGUGGCCUACCGAUGUCACACGUUUCUGUAAACGUGAAACAGUAUCAUAAAUAAUACAAAUGAUACUGCACGGUGAAAGAAUAGUCCUACAAAGCAAAUCGUUUCGUUAUUAUGUACAGUAUGAACACAUAACAGGUGUUUUCGGAGUAGUCAAAGAGCAUACUUAUUUGUAUACAUAAAUAACUGUCAAACGUGCAAAUAACUGAUCGGUAGGUAACCAUUCACCAAGAAGAAGCCUAUUUGAAAUGGUCUACACUUGCUUUAUUUACUGGGAAGAGAUAACUUGGAAAAUAAUUCAAUUAAAGUCUCGGUUCACAAUGAAACUGCUGAACUUACUUUGCGUUGUUGUCGGGUUGUGGAGGACAUGCCUGACGAACGGAAACUGCCGGAACCUCUUCAUUGACAGCUGUCAUUGCUCCUCCGAGAGGUCCAAGAAGUUGGGCAGACAAACGUUCCGGGUGAAAGUGGUGUGUGAUGAUGUGGAAUUACUGGACACUCUACAACCCAGUUUCUUACCCAACAAAACAGUUUCCCUGAUUCUCAGCAACAACAAGAUCUCACUACUGAGAAACGCCUCCUUCUUUGGCCUGACAAUCCUGGAGAAACUGGACCUGAGGAAUAAUUUGAUUAGCACGGUGGAGCACGGGGCCUUCCGCGGACUGGUGGCUCUGAGGAGACUGGAUCUGUCCAACAAUCGGAUUGGCUGCCUCUCUCCUGAAAUGUUUGUAGACCUUGGCAAUCUCUCUAAAUUGAAUCUAUCUGGAAAUAUUUUCUCUUCCUUGCCGGUGGGACUAUUCACACACCUCCUGUCUCUCGAAGUCCUGCACUUCUCUACCGAGUCUCUGUUCUGUGACUGUCAGCUGGAGUGGCUGCUGCUGUGGGCCAGGGCAAACGGCGUGCUUCUGGGCAACGACACCCUGUGUGUUUAUCCCACACACCUCCGCGGCCUGGAGGUCCACAACCUGAGGGAGACCCAGCUCAGAUGUGAUGAGCCUCUGGAGCUGCCCCUGUUUCAGCUGAUCCCGUCCCAGAGACAGGUGGUGUUCCGUGGGGACCGGCUACCGCUGCAGUGCACUGUGUCCUACCUGGACCCUUCGGUCACGCUGCUCUGGCACCACAAUGGCGACGUCGUCCACAGCAACGAGGACAGGGGCGUCUACGUAGAGGAUACCCUGGUCCAUGACUGCUGCCUGCUCACCGGUGAGGUCGUCCUCUCCAACAUCAACCACAGCCUGUCUGGCAUCUGGGAGUGCCAGGUGACCAGUUCCCGUGGCAACAGGUCCAGACAGAUGGAGAUCCUUGUGUUGGAGACGUCAGCACCCUACUGCUCAGCAGACAGGAUCAACAGCAACAAGGGGGACUUCAGGUGGCCAAAGACCCUGGCAGGGAUACUGGCCUUCCUGCCCUGUGCUCCAUCCACAUUUGGCUAUGCCCCCCGCCCUUCUGGUGCCGCUUCACACCACCUCACUCAGAGGGAGAAGAAGGCCUGGCGACGCUGUGACCGGGCAGGCCGGUGGGCAGAGGAUGACUAUACCCAGUGCCCAUAUGCCAGCGAGGUGACUCGCAUACUGCAUGAGCUCACCCAGAUGACCAUCAACACCAGCAAUGCCCAGCCGUUAGCCCAGCAGCUGGUAGCCUUCACCAGCAGGGCGGGGGACUUCAGCGAUGUGAUGGAUGUCAUCUUUGUCACACACCUGGUUGAGAGGCUGACUCGCCUGGUGGACCAGCGUAGAGAACUAGGGGACUAUAUCUCUGACAUAGCCAGUAACAUGAUGCUGGUGGAGGAACACAUCCUGUGGAUGGCUCAGAACGAGGCCCGGGCGUGUACACGCAUUGUCCAGUGUGUGGAGCGCAUCGCCGACUUGGCUCUCACCAUAGACACGCAGGUCAUAUCAAAGGUGUCCCCAAACAUAGCCAUGGAGGCCUUUCUGAUCAGGCCAUCUAACUUCCAGGGUCUUUCGUGUAUGGCAGUACAGAGAGCCCCCCUGCCACCCUUCUCUGGUCAGAGGAACCAGGAUGCCAUCGGGGACACGCUGCUCAACUUCAAAUGUCACACGGUCAACGGCAACGGCUCCCCCUCCAGCCAACUCAGCAAGAACUCGGCCGCAGUCGCCUCAAUCCAUUUACCGCUGGCUGGUACGCCUAGCCCCUCUGCGUUGCAAUCUGUUGAUAACUCGACUUGCAAGCUGCAGUUUAUUGUCUUUCGAAAUGGGAAACUCUUUCCUUGCACAGGGAAUUCGUCAAAUCUUGCAGAUGAUGGAAAACGUAGGAGCGUUUCGACACCAGUUGCUUUCACCAAAUUAGAUAGGUGCACCCUCGGGAGCGCGGUGCACUCCGUUACCAUCGCUCUCAGGCACUUCGCGCUGGGUGUAGACCCCACCGCAGCCUAUUGGGAUUUUGACCUGCUAGAUGGGCACGGUGGCUGGCGGGCAGAGGGGUGCCACAUAACAGACUCCCUGGGCAGCACGACCACCAUUCAUUGCACUCAUCACAAUAACUUUGCGGUGCUAAUGGAUCUGAAGAAGGUGCUUUCUUUCCCCCGUACCCUGGGGAGUUUCUGCACCCGGUCGUGUAUGCCUGCACGGCCGUUAUGUUACUCUGCCUCUUCGCCUCCAUCAUCACCUAUAUCGUGCACCACAGCACAAUCCGCAUCAGUCGGAAGGGAUGGCACAUGCUCCUCAACUUCUGUUUCCACACGGCUCUGACCUUCACUGUGUUUGCCGGAGGCAUCAAUCGAAUCAAAUACCCCAUCAUCUGUCAAGCAGUUGGCAUGGUGCUACACUACUCGUCCCUCUCCACCAUGCUGUGGCUGGGUGUGAUGGCCCGGAACAUUUACAAGCAGGUGACCAAAAAGCCCCUGCAGCCCCAGGACGGUGACCCGUCUGCCAACACCAAACAGCCCAUGCUAAAGUCAAGGACUGGUUCAGUGCACAAUUCUAUGCUUUCUUAUUUCAUUUCUCUCCCUACUAUACUGUAUGCUUUGUGUGGCCUAGAGAUGCUUGUCGGAAUCUGUACACAAUAGCAUUGGCCGGCUCUCCUGCCAGUACUUAUUAAAUCCUCAUUCUCACUAAAUCCAAGCCCUGGUGUCCUGCU
Molecule: messenger RNA, 3370 nt
Organism: Oncorhynchus tshawytscha (Chinook salmon)
Lineage: Eukaryota; Metazoa; Chordata; Actinopteri; Salmoniformes; Salmonidae
Product: adhesion G protein-coupled receptor A3
Exons: 18
Coding region: 523-2982 (819 amino acids)
Biological process (GO): cell surface receptor signaling pathway
Cellular component (GO): postsynaptic density; glutamatergic synapse; plasma membrane
Molecular function (GO): G protein-coupled receptor activity; protein binding
Source: RefSeq, a predicted model, not a curated record